ACUUGGCAGUUUCGGGCUACUCAGGGAAGUUGUAUUAUAGAACUUUACCAAUAUCAGACACUGGUAUUUGCACAAUAGCCUUUGUCAGAAAAAAGUAAUCAUCUUGCCAUACCGAUAAAUACACACAUAACACUAAGUAAACCAUAAACGUAGUCUAUUAAUCUCAUAUUAAUGCGUCCAGUAGAGAGAGUAGAAUUAAUCCCUUUCAGUGGACAGAGAGUGAGAGAGGUCCCAGCCCAUCUAAUCGGAUUAGGCGACUAUAGGUUAAUAGACUGCUAUCUCUCUCCACCCUACAUGGGACGGUUGUGUGCCCAGCUCUUAUUUUCUGCUGUAGCGCAGCUUUUGAAAAGCCUGAAUCGUAUAUCCAUUCAUAUGUUCUCUCACCGGAUAACUAAGUACAACUCAGCGUUGUUUCGUUUUGGGGACGAAGACGACGGGUAACUGCACGCGCAACAUGCUCAACUAAUAUAUAUGAUACAACAGAUUAAGGAGUUUGUGUAAUUAAGGCUCCCGUAGGCGAUGUAACUGACUUUUUGCAUGUGAGUCUUGCCUUGGAGAGAGAGCCAGUCCCAUGUUCGCUCCCCGUGUGCCCGGCUGCACUCUACGCCGAGGACAGUGCCCUAGGCUGUGGGGUUAGAUGGUGCUGAUUACGGACGACAGGGAUGGAGGAGGCCGGGUCAAACAGAUCCAACAGCAGCAAAAAGUCAGGGGAAACAUCGCUCAGGUCCACCCGACCAUAGCCGAGGAGCCGCUGUUCAACUCUGACGACGAGGACUACCUGGGUUCUUGUGAAGAGGACGGUGACGAGGACGACAGAGGAGAGGAAGACGAUGAUGAAUUCGAAGAAGUUUACUUUGAGGACUUAGAAGACUAUCGGAGCAUCGCGUCGGACGACUCCUUCUACCCGCCAGACGAUGUGUUUGCGGACUCGGAGCGCACCCCGUCCCCGGAAAGCCCGGAGCCGUUAUCUUUUUUCCAGGCGUCCUGCACCAACAAUGCGGCUAUCGUCCGGAUAAUGAUACGGCAUGGAGUGAAGGAGGAGGAGGUCAAGGAGAUGGACAGGAACGACAGGAUAGGGCUAUUGGUUGCAUGUUACCAAGGUUAUGUGGAUGUCGUCAUAGCGCUGUCUCAGUGUCCGUAUCUGGAUGUCAACUGGCAAGACAGUGAGGGAAACACAGCUCUUAUCACUGCUGCUCAAGCAGGCCAUAUAACAAUCACCAACUAUUUGCUGAACUAUUACUCUGGGUUGGACUUAGAGAGGAGAAACUGCCAUGGCUUCACUGCUCUGAUGAAAGCUGCCAUGCAGGGCCGGGUGGAAUGUGUACGUUCGCUCAUGAUGGCAGGGGCUGCCCUGAAUGCGAGAGACUUUGGCCGCCACUUGACUGCCAGGGAGUGGGCCUUAUUUACUGGCCGUUAUGAAACUGCCUGGGUGAUGACACGACUGAUGGAACGGCCCUGCCCCUGCCAAUACUUUGCUACAUAUAGUCUAGAGUGGCCCCCACUGGCAUCACUGGUGGCCAAAGCCCAGGAGCCCCGCGGCUGUCUGAAACGCCUGUCCGAUACCGUGCGGAACGUCUUCAGCAUUGUGAAUGUCACCAACCUUGAAGAUGAAGGUGUUAUUGACCACAUGGUUUCUAUUACAACGGCUAUGAGGAGCCCUUUCAUUGCUGUUGCAUGCCAUACAGUGUGUCCUGACAGUCCCCCAAGUGUGGGCAAACGGUGCUAUGCAGUUCCUGAGAUUAUCCGCCAGCAUCGCACUAAGGGGCUCCGCUCCAUCAACCCUGACAGGAUGGACAGCCACCGCAAACUCUUCCAGAACUCCCGAGUCACACUAGUGGCCAAGAACUCAGCACACCGCCAGGCAAGCCUCCAAGCCCAGAGCCUGGUGCCUCGACUCAGGAGCAGCAGCCUGAGAAGGAGCAGUGUCAGGCCUGGCUUCAGCAUCCCCAAAGUGAGGGUAUGUAAGGCCCCCACGCCAACUUAUGAACCAGAAAAGAUCCGGAGGAAGAGUAGCGCCAAAGAUGGAGGGGGGCACCUGCUACAGAUCCCAAAGUGGCGGUACAAGGAGCUAAAAGAAGAGAGGAGGAAAGCCGAGGAGGCAGAGAGGAGGAGACUGGAGGCUGUAACAAAAAGAUACCUUGCUUCCGGAAAAAGGAAAUAAUAUCAUUGCCUCAAAGGAUGUGAUGUAACCAAACCCUAACCAUAUUAGUUCAGGAGUGUUAUGCUGGGUGGGCCAGAUUUAGCACCAGUAUUUUUCUACAAUCUUUCAAACUCAGGGUGGGCCUAGAAUUACCAGCA
Messenger RNA from Xiphias gladius (swordfish), 2298 nucleotides. RefSeq names its product ankyrin repeat domain 33ba (gene ankrd33ba). Gene Ontology annotation, molecular function: protein binding. NCBI's taxonomy places the organism in Eukaryota, Metazoa, Chordata, Actinopteri, Istiophoriformes, Xiphiidae. The record is from RefSeq and is a predicted model, not a curated record. The transcript has 6 exons. Bases 638 to 2161 code for a protein of 507 amino acids.